AUGUCUUCAGUUUAACAUUAUCUAUUGAGAAAGUCUAUAACUUUAAAUAAAAAUGCAAACAUUUUUAUGACUUAACAAGAGAUUAAUGAACAAAGGUUAUAUAGAAAUGGAAAGAUAGUUCCAUAUUAUAUAGUUGGUAAACCUGAAAUCAUGGAUAAAAAAUAAAAUAUUGUAUAGCCAACAGAAGAUUCAACAAUAAAUAUAAAAAUAAAGCCUAUUAGUUAUAAAGAAUAUAAAUCUAAACUUUCAUAAUAAUAAUAAAAUAUAGAAUUAGAGGAAGGUGAAAUGAUUGAAUUUGAUAUGGAACUUGAUUAGGUUGAGAAUGAAAUUGAAUAGGUAAAGAAUAAAUAAAAAAAAAAUCACUUUUAACUUCCUUUAUAAAAUUUAAGUUAAGCUGAUAUAGCAGCAGCAAAUAAAGAUGAUAAAAUCAUGAAAUCAUUUGAAUAGUAAUAAAUUAGUUGGUAAAAAAGAGUGACAUAAUCAGCAUAAAGAUGUAAGAGAAAUGUUUCUUAAUCAAUUUAUAAUUAAAUAUAAGUAGAACGAUAAAAGAAUGAGGAUAGAAAUCUUUUAGAUUUAAUAUAAACAGAUGCUGAAAGACAUGGUAAUAAGUUAUGGGUAAUAAUGUCUUUACUUUAAGGAAAGAUAAUUAAGAUCAAGUUCAGAAGUAAUGAAAACAAAUUAAAAGAUUAAAGCCAAAGGAUUAGAAAUUAUAAGAUCAAUGAAUAAUUCAGGUGUAUAUAAGAGACCAAAGAGUUUUGUUUAAAGAUUUGAAGAAAGAUAGGAUAAAGUUAAUGAAUUAACUGCUAAAGGAAAUUCAAUAGAUAAUUUAUAAGUAGAAUUUAUAAUUAUUAAGAGGUCGAAGGAUUAAGUUAAUUGGCUAGAGAAACAUCAAGUCUAUGUAAGAUAAUCAAAGAUCAAAAAGAAAAGGAAUUAUAAUAAAAACUAAUCAAAAAUAAUACAUCAAAUGCUUCAGUAUCUCAAACUAGAAGAAAACAUAAAGCUACUUUUAAAAGAAUAGUUCCUGCUGAAAACUUAAAUCAUUCAUAGGAAAUCAUUUCUAUUAAUUAUGAUAAAUCAAUUCUUAGAUAAUAGGGAAAAUUGGAAAUUUAUAAAUAAUUUUUUUGA
Paramecium sonneborni is the source of this 1125-nucleotide messenger RNA. The record is from the annotation of a GenBank genome assembly. Lineage: Eukaryota; Ciliophora; Oligohymenophorea; Peniculida; Parameciidae.